GGGCGGGCUUCCGCAGUCUCGCGCUUUCCUAGCUCGACCGCGCGGCUCCGUUCCCUCCUCCUCGGGUCGCGUGUUUUGGGUACGGAUUCCGGUCGCAGCCAGAGAGCCCCACGAGAUCGGGUGGCCGAAGUUCCUUCGUGAGGACGGCAGGUGACCCCGGAGCCCAAACGGAGAGUGUGCGGCCAGGGAUCGCCAGGGGCACAGGAAUGGCGGGACCUGGCGUGCGGAAUUCAGUGACCUUUGAGGAUGUGGCUGUGAACUUCACCCAGGAGGAGUGGGCUUUGCUGGAUCCUUCCCAGAAGAAUCUCUACAGAGAUGUGAUGCAGGAAGUCCUUAGAAACCUGGCUUCGAUAGGAGACAAAUGGGAGGACCACAAUGUUGAAGAUCAGAACACAUAUCCUGGGAUAAAUCUAAGGCCCAUCAUAUCUCACUCUGCAAACAAACUAUAUGAGAAUGAAGAGUAUGGAGGGAAGCUGCAUGAACGUAAAUGGAUCAGAAAAUCUUUCAUUUCUCUCACAAAAGCUCAAAGACAUACUGGAGAGAUGGCUCAUACAUGGAAACGAUGUAGUAAAGCCUUCAUUAACCUUAAAUUACACAAACAAACUCAUACAGGAAAGAAGCCCUAUCAAUGUAAACAAUGUGGAAAAAGGUUUACUACUUACUCUUGCUUUCAUAUACAUGAACGAACUCAUACUGAAAAGAAGCCCUAUGAAUGUAAACAAUGUGGGAAAGCCUUUUGUAGUUCCUCUUACCUUCAAAUACAUAAACGAACUCAUACUGCAGAGAGGCCCUAUGAAUGUAAAAUAUGCGGAAAAGCCUUUGCUUCAACCAAUCACCUUCACUCACAUGAAGGAACUCAUACCAGAAAGAAGCCCUAUGAAUGUAAACAAUGUGGGAAACCCUACACUAGGUCCGCUUACCUUCAUAAGCAUGAACGAAAUCAUACUGGAAAGAAGUCCUAUGAAUGUAAACAAUGUGGGAAAGUCUUUCCCUGGUCCUCUUACCUUCAAAUACAUGAGCGAACUCAUACUGGAGAGAAGCCCUAUGAAUGUAAACAAUGUGGAAAAGCCUUCACUACGUCGUCUAACCUUCAAAUUCAUAAUCGAAUUCACACUGGAGAGAAGCCCUAUCAAUGUAAGCAGUGUGGCAAAGCCUUCACUCAGUCCAAUCAACUUCACUCACAUGAACAAACCCAUACUGGAAAGAAGCCCUAUGAGUGUAAACAAUGUGGAAAAGCUUUCAGUUGUUCCUCUUACCUUCAAAUACAUAAACGAACUCAUACUGGAGAGAGGCCCUAUGAAUGUAAAAUAUGUGGAAAAGCCUUUGCUUCAUCCAGUCACCUUCACUCACAUGAACGAAGUCAUACAGGAAAGAAGCCCUAUGAGUGUAAACAAUGUGGGAAUGCCUACUCUAGGUCCUCUUACCUUCAUAUACAUGAACGAAUUCAUACUGGAGAGAAGCCCUAUGAAUGUAAACAAUGUGGAAAAGCCUUCACUACGUCGUCUAACCUUCAAAUACAUAAUCGAAUUCACACUGGAGAGAAGCCCUAUCAAUGUAAGCAGUGUGGCAAAGCAUUCGCUCAGUCCAUUCAGCUUCACUCACAUGAACAUACUCAUACUGGAAAGAAGCCCUAUGAGUGUAAACAAUGUGGAAAAGCCUUUUUUAGUUCCUCUUACCUUCAAAUACAUAAACGAACUCAUACUGGAGAGAAGCCCUAUGAAUGUAAGCAGUGUGGAAAAGCCUUCAUUGCUUCCCUUUACCUUCAGGUACAUGAACGAACUCAUACUGGAGAGAAGCCCUAUGAGUGUGAACAAUGUGGAAAAGCCUUUGCUUCUUCCAGUGACCUUCACUCACAUGAACGAACUCAUACAGGAAAAAAACCCUAUGAAUGUAAACAAUGUGGGAAAGCCUUCACUAGGUCCUCUUACCUUCAAAUACAUAAACGAACUCAUACUGGAGAGAAGCCUUAUGAAUGUAAACAAUGUGGAAAAGCCUUUACUACAACAUCUAACCUUCAAAUGCAUAAUCGAAUUCACACUGGAGAGAAGCCCUAUGAAUGUAAGCAGUGUGGCAAAGCCUUCACUCAGUCCAUUCAACUUCACAUACAUGAACAUACUCAUACUGGAAAGAAGCCUUAUGAAUGUAAACAAUGUGGAAAAGCCUUUUGUAGUUCCUCUUACCUUCAUAGACAUAAACGAAUUCAUACUGGAGAGAAGCCCUAUGAAUGUAAGCAGUGUGGGAAAGCCUUCAGUAGGUCCUCUUCCCUUCAGACACAUAAACGAACUCAUGCUAGAGAGAAGCCCAAUGAACAUAAGCAAUGUGGUUAACCUUCACUUACUCCAGUCUCCUUUACUUACAUGAAUAAACUCAUACUGGGAAUAAGCCCUUUCACUACUGCAUCUUACUUUCAAAAACAUAAAUGAACUUAUACUAGAGACAAGCCCUAUGAUUGUAAGCCGUGUGGGAAAGCCUUUGCUAAUUCAUCUAGCCUUCAAAUACAUGAUUGAACUCAUAAUGGAUAUAAGUUUUGUUGUGCUUUGGAUUUAAGGUUUUCACUAAAAGGUUAAAUGUAAAACAAUGCAAGAAGUUUCAGAGGAGAAAUGAUUUUCUCAUGAGAAUCUUAAACCAAUCAAUCCAUUAAUCCCCUGACAGGGAUUCACUGAGUGGUAGGGAGUGGCUGGAGGAGGUGGGAAUUGGCAAGGCUUUGGAGUAUAUAUUUGUAUCUGGCCAGUGAAGACCUCUCAGUCUGUUUCCUGAUCAUCAUGUGAGCUGCUUUCCUUUGUCACACUCUUCCAUCAUGAUGUUCUUCUGCCUUACCUCAAGCCUUUGAGGAAUGGAGACUGCUGUCUGAAUUGACCCCUUAAAUAAACUUUUCCUGCCCUACAAUUGUACUGGUUGAUUCUUUUAAUCAUAGAGUGAAAAAGAUGACUAAAACAAAUUUGUACCAAGAGUGAGGUCGUUGUUGUUAGUAAUCUGAUGAUAUAUUUCAUAAGCAUUUGCAGCAUUUUGGAAUAGGAUGGAGGAAUUUUGAGAUCUUUAGCAGUUCAAGCUGGAAAUUGUAUAGGUUGUUGUAAGGGGAGCUUAAUGGCCGGUAAUGGUUGGAGCUCAAUAAGACUGUGGACAGUGAAGACAGGGCUCAAGUGUGUUUAGAGGAAAAGGAUGACACUACUGGUGACUGGACUAGAGGUCAUUCCUGUAAUGCUCUGGCUAAGAAGUUGUCUGCAUUUUACCCUUGUCAUGAGUCUUUCUGUGAGGCUCGUUUUAAAAGUGAUGGACUUCUUAAUCUGGCAGAAGAAAUUUCUAUGUAGCAUAGCUUUCUGGUUGUGGCAUGGAUAUUGCUGGCAGCUUUUAGCCAAAUCUAUUGUAGUAAGGAGCAGAAAGCAGAACAGAAAGAUUUGGAAAAUGUGGACUUGAACAAAACAGGGACUAAGAAAGUUGCAGUUGUUAAAGACAUUACUGCCACUAAAGAAUGCCCAUAGACAACUAAAGAGUGCCCAUAGACAACAAGAAAGAUGGCCUGAGGGCAUCUCAGGAGCUGGCAAGACCACACCCUUCUCAUGAAGCUCUAGGGAAUAAUAGUGAAAAUUCUUUUGAGACCAGUGGGGCACCCUUCUUGCACAAAGGACCAUAGGAAGUUUCUUCCCCAUGCUCAGCCACCCAGACACUCACAGGCUGCUGCAGCCAGAGGUUUGGCUACUGCUCAAGAUGGUAACAGACUUUGGCAUCAACCAUGUAGUGCUCUCUUGGCACGAAUGCAGGGUGCUUCAGUUAGGGAUUCAGGGAGGCUUCAUGAAGAUUUCAAAUAUCUGGUAGGACAGACAAAGUGCAUCAGGGUCAGAGUCCCUGUGGGCCUCCCCUGAGGAUUCAAAAUAUGGAGAUGUGAGGAAGAAGCUGAAGGUGAAGUGAAGAACCCAGAGAUUAAAAAAUGCCAGUAACAUGGGACAUAGUCAGGAAAGCAGCAGGCAUUGAGCAGAGACAAGCCAACACAAAGUCCACUUGGGCUGCAUUCACCAAGGCCAUAGGGCUAGAGCUACACAAGCUUUUGAAAAGAACAUCACAAUGCCUUGUGCCUCAAAUGCCAGAUGUGGAGCUACAGGACCUGUUUGCCCAGCUGGAUUUUGGUGUCAGUUUGAUCCUAUCCCUUCAUUCUAUGCUCCAAUUUCUAUAUAUUAAAAUGUUUAUUUUGUACUGAAAUCUUCUAAAAGUAAAGCUCAGGGGUUUUUUGUUGUUUUUGUUUUCAGUUGUUACUGUCUUCAAUUGAAUAUUUCACAGUUAUCUGUCCAUUCUGGUGUUUGUUUGUGUUUUUGAGAUAGGGUGUGGCUAAAUUUCCCAGGCUGCAUUAGCAUAUUGCUAAGUGUCUAAGGCUGGCUUUCAACCUGUGAUUCUCAGGCCUUAGCUUCCCAAGGUGCUAGAAUUACAGGUGUGUGCCACCACACCUGGCUUCUGAUUCUGUUUUAAUUAGAUGUUUUAAACCUGUUUCAACAUCUUUGGCAGGCUUCCCCAGGAUCAAAGUUUUAAAUUAAAUUUCUUCAAACUGAAGGUAAAUUUUGGACAUUUCAAAGAACCCCAGAACUUUUCAGAUGUUUAUAUUACAAAAAGGAGAUAUUAAGCUCCUCAGGCUAAUUUGCUAAGUUGCAAUGUAUGGCAACAUUGUCAAAUGACACAGUAAUUCUAAAUUCUUUCAAAGUUAUAUUGGUAUGAAUGUCAAUAGAUUAUGUUAGAGAGUAAAUGGAAUUUAUAGCUGUCCUGAUAUGAUGCCAUCGAUCACGAUUUUGGUCAUCUUAAAUUGCUAUCUGAAAUAACUGAAUUUUUCAAUUAGUAAAAUUUCAUAUGAUUUUAACCAUUUAUUUUCUAAGUCACUGUUAUCUAUCAAUAAACAAUGACUAUUUUGAUUUUUCUCUGAAGAUAUGCAGUUGGAUUAAUGGAAAUAAAUGACUGACAAGUACCCUUCAAUAUAGUUUUCUGAUUAUUUUAAGACCUUGGAGGGAUUAGACCUUCCAUCUGGGACCCUAGUUAGUGCUCAUGAGGAAAUUGCUGGAGGUGGUUUUCAUUCUAAUUGUUAAAUAAAUUUUUAAAAUUUUAUUUCUGAGUUCCUCUGUGACUCACUGUUUAUUCAAUGUCUUUUUUUUGUGUGUGGUUUGGAUCUGGAAUGAAAGUGUGGCCUCAGUGCAACAGGGCUGGGGUUGGGGGUCUUUCACAAUUGCCUGGGUCAUGAGGGCUCUAACUUCAUCAGUAGUUUAAUCCCCUGAUGGCUGAACAGGCCACAGGAAGUGGGAUCUAGUUGAGGGAGUAGGUCACUUCCUGUCUAUCUCUGUUUUCGGACUGACUGGAGCUCAGCAGUGUGCUUUCACUGUGUCUUUCUGCCAUUCUCUUUUUCCUUGGAGCUAGCCAGCUAUGGAAGGAACUUGAUUUGAUUGUGAUCAGAAAAGAUAUAAAUAUGAUUUCAAGAUGUUUGUUAAGACUUGUCUAUGGCUUAAUACAUAUUCUAGAAAAGUUUCAUGUAGUGAUGAAAAGAAGUUGAAUUUUACAGCUGUUGGGUAUAAUAUUUUUGUGAAAGAUGGUUAUAUUUCUUUGUUCCUGUUUUUUGUCUAAGCGAUUUGUUCAUUAAUGAAAAAGUGGGCUGUUAAGUUCCCUGCUAGGACCGUACUGGAUCUUGUAAUUCUGGUAGUUGUUGUUUGAUAGAAUGGUGUGCACAUAGAAAGUCAGGAGCACAGUGUCUUUCUGCUGAAGAGUUCCCUCGCUCUGCAAACUGACCUUCCAUAUCUCUUUACAAUUCUGGUCUCUAAGCCUGUCCAAUUGGAUGGAAGAGAAGCUGUUCCUGCUGCUCUGCUUUCUGUGGUGUGGGUACCUCUCUCCACUUUAGCACUGUCUCUGUAGCAGUUGAAGUGAAUUUCUUGUAGGCAGCAUGUUGUAUCGUGGUUUUUAUCCAUUCUACCAGUCUUUUUUUUUUUUUAAAUCUUUUUUAAAUUGUAGAUGGACACGGUCCCUUUAUUUUACACUCAUUUUCAUGUAGUGCUGAGGAUUGAACACAGUGCCUCACACAUGCUAGACAAGCGCUCCACCACAGAGCCACAGCCCCAGCCCUUUUAUUUUCACAAUUAUUCUUGACAGUUAAGAAGUCUUUCCUUUCAUUUUAUUGUUUUUAAAAUUUUUCUCUGAAUCCCAUUUCUAGUGGGAUGUAUAUUUUCCCAUGCUUUUUAAAUUUUGUUCCUGGGCUUUUAAUUCAGGGUACUUGACCACUGAGCCACAACCCCAACCCUAUUUUUUAUUUUAUUUAUAGAGACAGGAUCUUACUGAGUUGCUUAGUGCCUCACUAAAUUGCCUCACUAAAUUGAACUCCCAAUCCUGCUCCCUUAGCCUCCCAAGCUGCUGGAUUACAGGUGUGUUCCACAACACCCAGUGGGUCUGCAUGCUUUCUUGAUAAUAGUCACCUUUCUUGUACUUCUGUAGGUAUGACUCCCUUAAGUGUCUUUUAUAAGACUGGUGUUGUCAAAAUUUUCUCAAUUGAUAUUGGUCAUGAAAAUCUUUGGCUUUUUUUUUUUCCCAUAAAGAAACAAACUAUAUUUUUGCUGGGUAUAGUAAUCUGUAUUACUAGUUAUUUUCUUCCAAGUCUUUGAAUACUACAUUCCAUUCUCUCUUGGCCUAAUAGAUUUCUACUGUGAAAUCUAUUAGUUUCAUGGGGAUACAGUUAAAUGUGACAUGCCACUUUUCACUUACAGAUUUCAAAAUUCUUUCUUUGGCUGGGCACAGUGGCACAGGCCUGUUAUCCCAGGCUUGGGAGGCUGAGGCAGAAAAAUCACAAUUUUAAAGCCAGUCUCAGCAACCUAGUGAGACCCUAGGCAACUCAGAGAGACCCUUUGUCUAAUUAAAAAAAAAAAAAAUAGGUAUGUGACUCAGUGACUUAGCACCCCUGGGUUCAAUCUCUAGUGGGGAGGAGAAAGUACCCACUUAUUGGUCCCACCACUAAAUUUUUCUUCAUUUUUUUUUUCUUUUGUGGUGUUCAGGAUGAAACCUAGGGCCUUGUGAUCAUUUGCAUGUUUUACCACAGAACUACAGCUUAACUACUUAAUUUUGUCUAAAAAUUAUAUUUAAUACUCAUUCAUAUAUUAUCGGUUUUGGAAGUAGUAUUUAUGACAGUUUUAAUGUCACCUAAUAGAAUAGUAAGUACACCAGUUUAUCCUUUUCACUGAAUCAUUGUUACAUAUUUAAAACUAUUAUGUAUGAAAUCUAUAUGUGCAAAUGCUUAGGAAAAUAUAUGUUAUGUACUAUGUAUAGUUCGUAGUACUCUGAUUCAUUAAAAUGUCAACCAUUGUUAA
Ictidomys tridecemlineatus (thirteen-lined ground squirrel) is the source of this 7316-nucleotide messenger RNA. RefSeq lists its product as uncharacterized. Gene Ontology annotation, biological process: regulation of transcription by RNA polymerase II. Gene Ontology annotation, cellular component: nucleus. Lineage: Eukaryota; Metazoa; Chordata; Mammalia; Rodentia; Sciuridae. Gene Ontology annotation, molecular function: RNA polymerase II transcription regulatory region sequence-specific DNA binding; DNA-binding transcription factor activity, RNA polymerase II-specific. The record is from RefSeq and is a predicted model, not a curated record.